AUGGGCAAUAUGAGUUAUUCCAAUCCCCAGGACAACCAGCAGGCUAAGCCUGUGGUCCAGCCAUGUCGUUACAAGACGGGAAAGACGCUCGGCGCGGGUUCGUAUUCCGUGGUCAAGGAGUGCGUGCAUAUUGAUACGGGAAGGUAUUAUGCGGCGAAAGUCAUCAACAAGAGAUUGAUGGCUGGGCGAGAGCACAUGGUGCGAAACGAAAUCGCUGUGCUAAAAAGGGUAUCCAUGGGCCAUCAAAACAUCCUCACUCUGGUCGACUACUUUGAAACCCUGAACAACCUAUAUCUCGUCACCGACCUCGCCCUCGGUGGAGAACUGUUCGAUCGGAUUUGUCGGAAAGGCUCCUACUACGAGUCCGACGCAGCAGACCUUAUUCGAGCGACCCUUUCCGCCGUCGCCUACCUGCAUGACCAUGGAAUCGUACAUCGCGACUUGAAGCCCGAGAACUUGCUUUUUCGAACCCCUGAAGAUAACGCCGAUUUACUGAUCGCAGAUUUCGGGUUGAGCAGAAUAAUGGACGAGGAGCAAUUCCAUGUGCUUACCACAACGUGCGGAACCCCAGGCUACAUGGCACCCGAGAUCUUCAAAAAGACCGGUCAUGGAAAGCCAGUGGAUAUCUGGGCUAUUGGUGUGAUCACCUACUUCCUGCUAUGCGGUUAUACACCAUUUGACCGGGAUUCCAACCUGGAGGAGAUGCAGGCGAUCCUUAUCGCAGAUUACAGUUUCACACCAAUCGAAUACUGGAGAGGUGUCAGCCUAGAAGCUCGAGAAUUUAUUAAGCGAUGUCUGACAAUCGACCCUACAAAAAGAAUGACCUCCCACGAAGCUCUCUCCCACCCAUUCGUCUCAGGCAUGCCAAGCGCACAGGGUGGCAAGACAGGAAAGGGCAGCGACUUGCUGCCUGUUGUGAAGAAGAACUUUAACGCUCGCCGGACGCUCCAUGCAGCCAUAGAUACCGUUCGAGCCAUCAACAAGCUCAGAGAGGGCCAAGCUGGAAUGAUGGACGGUAUUGUAUCGACCGAUCCAGAGCGUGGAGCUCAGCCCCUGAAGCGUGGAGGGAACGACUCCGGGGUCGGUAUGGGCCCAGGCGAUGAGAUGGAAGGGACCGAGGACUCAGCUUACAAAACCGGAACCGGAACCGGAGGACCACUUUAUACACCACCACAGAGCGGCGGGUUCGCAGAUACGAUCAUGCGUGGCGUAGAGAGGGCGUCCGGACAGGGACAGACUCGAGCCCAGAUCGAGGCCCAGACGAGAAAAAUCGCCGAGACAACGAAAGGGCUAUGGAGUUCAGGGGCGGCGAAAUUCUCAGGACGUUGA
This is a messenger RNA of Drepanopeziza brunnea f. sp. 'multigermtubi' MB_m1, 1329 nucleotides long. RefSeq lists its product as uncharacterized. Gene Ontology annotation, molecular function: calcium/calmodulin-dependent protein kinase activity; calmodulin binding; ATP binding. Gene Ontology annotation, biological process: cellular response to oxidative stress; protein phosphorylation. The record is from RefSeq and is a predicted model, not a curated record. Lineage: Eukaryota; Fungi; Ascomycota; Leotiomycetes; Helotiales; Drepanopezizaceae.